UUCAUUUUUGCUAUGUGCGUGUGUAUGUGUGUCAAACUGUCCAGACUGAAUUUGAUCCUGCAGCCAACCAGAGAGAACCUGCAGUGCAAAAAAGUGACAAGCUUACUUACAUCUGCUAAUGUUUCUAUUUGGCAGGAAACCUCUAGCAGUUGAAAAUGCAGCUCAUGGUUUAAUGGCACUAAUUCCAUUUAUGAAUGUGUCUAUAUAUGUUAAAAAAUACAUUAAAUUGGAGAUUAAUUCAUAUUGUGAUGAACCAGAUUCAGUUACUUGGGAUCAAAUGAACGGUCUGCAUGUAAAAGAGAUAAUUUGACUGUAAAUUCAUUGAAUUUGGCAGGUAUUGGCUGGAAGAUCAGGUGUCUCACUGUCACUGAGCUCCUUGUUAUUUGCUGAGCAUGCUGGGAUCUUGUUCCACCCUCACCCACAUGUGAGUCUCAUAUGUUUCUCCCCUGGAUCCUGUUGGGACACUUGCUGCCUAAACUUAAAGAAGCCAGGAAGAGGUUUCCUUUAACUCAACUUUCUGGGAAACGUAUUGGAUUACACAGUAAAGUCGGAAUAGCAGGGAACAUUUUUGCAACUCUAUAUGUCAGGUCAUUUCUGCCACAAAUCAUAUGCUGGUGGACAAACCUUGUGAGGAGGAGCUGCUCUUCCACCUGGGAAGGUUCCAGCAAACCUGACAUCUGGCCCUGGUCCUACGCAGUCGACCAACCAGCAGCCGAUAGUUCAAACAGUUUUCACUCAAACAGACACAGCGUCACUAGUGGAGGUAAAACUAGUCGGCUGAGCGUUAAUGUUUUUACACUGGAGUCACAGCCUGAAGAGGGACACUGGUCAUUGAUUCAGCCUGUGCCAUGGAUCACGUGCUCUACAUCGCCGACCGCUACAUCCUCACUCCGUACGUGUACCCGGCCUCGUGGCCCGAGGAUGAAGCUCUGCGUCAGAUUAUCAGCCUGUGGGUGGUGACAAUGAUUGGAGCAGAGCUGCUUUACCUGGGCUUUGCUGCUCUUAACUUCUACACUGUGUUCGACCACAAGCUCAUGAAACAUCCACAGUUUAUCAAGAACCAGGUGAGACAAGAAAUCCAGCUGGGAGUGAACUCGAUCUUCUGGAUGAGCUUCCCCACUGUCGCUCUUUUCUUCUGGGAGGUCAAGGGACACAGCAAACUUUACGACCACAUCAGCGAAUCUUCCCUGGGCUGGGCUGGAGUGAUCCUUAGCAUUGCUGGUUUCUUGUUCUUCACCGACAUGUGCAUCUACUGGAUCCACCGCUGGAUGCAUCAUAAGCUCGUUUACAAGUACUUACAUAAGAAACACCACAUAUUCAAGAUCCCCACGCCAUUUGCCAGCCACGCCUUCCACCCACUGGACGGCUUCCUGUCGAGCUUACCCUACCACGUCUACCCCUUCAUCUUCCCCCUGCACAAGGUGGUGUAUCUCUCACUCUUUCUCUUUGUCAACUUUUGGACCAUCUCCAUACACGACGGAGAUUACCGCAUCCCCGGCCCUCUGAUCUGUGUGAUUAACGGUGCUGCCCACCACGUGGACCAUCACCUCCACUUCAUCUACAACUAUGGACAGUACUUCACGCUCUGGGACCGUCUGGGGGGGUCUUACCGACACCCCUCGGCCUUGCUGGGGGACGGCUCCCACGACCACGUACGCAAGCUCAUGGCAGAGGCUGCAAAGACAAAGUGAGGGUGGAAGCCGCAGUCUGGAUAUCUCUGUUUGUCAUCUGCACAUCUCUGGGAGGUUUCCAGUGAGAAACCGAUGCUUCAGUUACACCCACAGACAUCUGGAGCAUUCAAUAAAAAUACAAAGUACACAGGAGGCAUUAUGUGAUUUUCAAAACGGACUUUAGCAUGACAGGACAUUUCCCUUCAGGAGACAACAAGGCAGGGGAAGCUUUCACAAUGACGUGGAAGUAAAGGACAGUUGAGUCAUUUACUUUAAAGAACUUUUGGCCUGUUGCAUUGAAGUCUCAGCAGUCGAGAGGAUUUGGAGAUUUCUGUUGAAGCGGCCGCAGCUUGUCAGAAGUCUCUCAGCUCCCCGUGCUCGGUGUGUUCUCGUGGAGGCUCUGCAAGGCGAGGUCCGUCCACUUCAUCUCCUGCUCUUUCACCGACUCCGUGGAUCCUCCGUUGUCCUGCUCAGCUUCAGGAAGCUCACUCUGACAGGGGACAGGGAAGAGAAGAUGCCAUGAUGCCACUGUUUUUGAUUUAAAAGUUUGUGCACAUUACACAACAGCUGAGAACAGAUCAAAUUGGCUUGGUUCCUUGUGUGCUUCAUCAGAUUUGUUAUUUGUAUCGUGUCGUAAUCCCAUUAAACCUCCACUGCUCAGCGACUAGCUGCAGAACAAAUCCACAACACAUGAAGCUUGUUUGAUGCUCACAGAAACAGUUUGACAUCGAUAUAAGAUGAAUGAACAAUGACAACUCGUGCCUUGUGAAAACCCCAAUGUCCGAUUAAAAAUGUGACUGUAAACAAGCUGUGAAUGUUGGUUUCCUGCUGAAGCUGGUAGUGAUGUGUAUGUGAUGUUUAUAUAUAUUAAUUGUAUUUUAAAAGAGGAAAAGAACAAGAAACAAGUAAACAUGGGGUUGUAUACAAUAACACAUGGGAGCAUUCAAGGGGUUUGUCCAAUACUCAUAUAAAUCAUACAAAUAUCAUGUAGAAUUAAAAGAUAUUCAAAG
Messenger RNA from Limanda limanda (common dab), 2680 nucleotides. Its product is annotated as lathosterol oxidase-like. NCBI's taxonomy places the organism in Eukaryota, Metazoa, Chordata, Actinopteri, Pleuronectiformes, Pleuronectidae. The transcript has 7 exons. Gene Ontology annotation, molecular function: oxidoreductase activity; iron ion binding. The coding region runs from base 849 to 1691 and encodes 280 amino acids. The record is from RefSeq and is a predicted model, not a curated record.